AUGGAAGAAGAAGAUCCAAACGAGCUCCCGCUGGAAUUCGUGCCUUCUGACAGUGAUGUGAUUUGCGGCUGGGCGAGACAGAACUAUCAUCAUGCUGGCAAUCGGAUGCUUCGGGACUUGAUUCAAGAGUGUGUCCCAAAGUACAUGAAAGCUAGCACAAAAACUGAAAAGGGGCAUGUCAUUAUUGAUAUUGUUGAUCGUAUCCGCAAGGAUUCUCCAACUGGGGUUGGAUUAGUUCGACAAAAUAAGAAUACAGGGCGUUGGUUUUACAUUGGGCUUGAGAAAGCAAAGGACAAAAUAGGUCAUGCAUUACGAAAGGCUUCGCUAGAAAAGUCACGGAGCCAAUCAAAAGAGAAGAAAACUCCACGAAAGCAUCAAUAUCCUAGUACGGACUCGCUGACAACUGCAGCAUCAUCUACUUCUCCCAGUCCAACACCGAUUUCUUCGGUUUCAUUGCCUUCUUCCCCUGCCCAUAAUCAUCAGGAGAAAUAUGAGGAAAGAGCACCAGUACCCUAUUAUCCUCACUAUGAUGAAGCGUAUCACAGAGCUUAUCAGCACUACCACUACUCUGCCUACCAUCAUCACUAUCCACAUCCUCCUGCACAUGAACUAGCAUCGCGGGAAACCAGUGCUCACCACCCUGGUUAUGAUGUUUACUACCAAUAUGCCAGCGCUCACUCCUAUGCGCCCGCUGACUAUUCGUACUCCGCGGAAGGUGCUCACCAACCACUAAACCAACACCUUCAUGCACAUCACGCAUCAACACCAUUGGGACAUUCACAACUUGCUGGCAGCGGGGACUCAAUCCUGUACAACAGUCCAGUCAUUCACAGUCCUGUCGCAAGUGAACACUAA
Molecule: messenger RNA, 855 nt
Organism: Cylindrotheca closterium
Lineage: Eukaryota; Bacillariophyta; Bacillariophyceae; Bacillariales; Bacillariaceae
Source: the annotation of a GenBank genome assembly